Penicillium expansum is the source of this 1158-nucleotide messenger RNA. RefSeq names its product putative extracellular protein. The transcript has a single exon. Bases 1 to 1158 code for a protein of 385 amino acids. The record is from RefSeq and is a predicted model, not a curated record. Lineage: Eukaryota; Fungi; Ascomycota; Eurotiomycetes; Eurotiales; Aspergillaceae.
AUGAAGGGCACAUUUAUCCUCUCAGGCCUUCUGGCGACUACCGUCUCAGCUCACAUGCAAUUGAGCAAGCCAUACCCUAUCCGCAGUCCCCUCAACAAGGACGGCACGGGCGAGAAGGACUAUUCUUACACCAACCCUCUCUCCACCUCCGGUAGCGACUACCCAUGCAAAGGCUACGCCAAUGAUGCAUUUGUGGCCGUGGAUACAUGGCAACCAGGCUCCUCCCAAGAGAUGACGUUAGAAGGGAGUGCUGUCCAUGACGGGGGCUCGUGCCAGCUCGCUCUCACUUAUGACAAGGGCAAAACUUUCAAGGUCAUUGAGUCGAUCGAGGGUGACUGCCCUAUUGCUAAGAAGUACCAAUUCGAUGUCCCUUCGGACGCACCAAGCGGUGAUGCGCUCUUCGCUUGGACUUGGUUCAACAAGGUCGGCAACCGCGAGAUGUACAUGAACUGUGCUAUGAUCACAAUUGGUGGCUCUAGCAACCGCAACGCCCCUGUCGAUGCCAAGGAGGCCUCCAAGAAGACACUUGACGAGAAGACCACUGAGAAGGGGCCCAACAACAAGGCAAACGGUCAGACAUCUAACAGCAAGGCCAAUACCCAGACUACAAACGCCAAGAACAGCUUCGAUAGUCUCCCCGAUCUCUUCGUUGCCAAUGCCAACCAAGCUGGCAAUUGUGUGACCAUUGAAGGCCAGGCCGUUCACUUCCCCAAUCCUGGCCCCAAGCUCAUCGGCAAGGCCGACGGCCCUGGCUAUAAGUGCGCUGACCAUGCUCCUUUCCUCGAGAGCACCUCCGACUCCAAGUCAAAGCCCUCCACCACCUCCAAGUCUGAGAAGAAGCCAGCCGCUACCACAUCCAAGUCCGAGAAGAAGCCCGCUACUACCAGCACAUCCACCACAACCACCAAGGCUGUGUCCAAGAUCGCCCAGCCCUUCGGCACUCCCUCCCCUACCGCUGACUCCCGUGAGCUCUCCACCGAUGCUUCAUCCACCAACCAGUUCGUCAACAACCUCGGUCAAUGGUCUUGCCAUUCUGGGGACCUCAUCUGCUCUCCCGAUGGACUUUCCUUUGCCCUGUGCACCAACGGAAAGCCCGUCUUCAUGGGUUCUGUUGCUGCUGGUACUAUUUGCCGCUUGGGCGCCAUUACUGCUCGCUAG